Molecule: messenger RNA, 1430 nt
Organism: Silurus meridionalis
Lineage: Eukaryota; Metazoa; Chordata; Actinopteri; Siluriformes; Siluridae
Product: general transcription factor II-I repeat domain-containing protein 2A-like
Exons: 2
Coding region: 90-890 (266 amino acids)
Source: RefSeq, a predicted model, not a curated record
UACAGAAAGCGUUGGAUCGAAAUCUGCUUGCAUUUCACUGCAUCUUGCACCAAGAAGCACUGUGUGCAAAAACAUUCCCACCGGAGUGUAUGGAGGUGAUGAACCUUGUCAUCGAGAUGGUGAACAAGAUAAUUGCAAAAGCAUUAAACCACCGUCAGUUCCGUGCAUUGCUAGAUGAAGUUGACAGCGAAUAUUCCGAUCUCCUGCUACACAAUAAGGUCCGAUGGCUGUCCAGAGGUGAGGUUUUGCGUCGCUUUGUUGCUUGUUUAGAACAUGUGAAAACAUUCCUGAAAAGCAAAAACCUGAACUACCCGCAACUGGAAGAUACCGAGUGGCUGGAAAAACUGCACUUUAUGGUGGAUAUGACAAGUCACUUAAACAUGCUGAAUAAAAGUCUACAGGGGCGGGGAAACACUGCACUGCACAUGCUGGAAGCUGUAUUGUCAUUCGAGCGCAAGCUGACUGUAUUCGCCAGAGAUGUACAGCGAGGCACGCUCUCUCACUUCCCCUCCCUGAGAGAGUUCAAAGAAGCCUAUCACGAUCACACACUCAACGGUGAUUAUUUACAAGGUGCGAUCGUGGAUAUGCAAACUGAAUUUGGGAGCAGAUUCAGCGAGUUCCGAAAGGAAAAAAUCACACUAUCUUUCCCUGUCACUCCCGUGGAGAUUGACCCGUCCUUGUUGAACACAUUCCCAGGAGUAAUUCAAGCUGACCUUGAAAUGGAAUUGGCCGAUAUAGCUGACAAAGAUUUGUGGGUGUCCAAGUUCAAAAGUCUGACAGCCGAGCUUGAAGACGUCACUGGCCAGAAAGCUCAGCUUGCCCAAAGCCACGAAUGGAGAAACUUGUGUUUCAAACAUGGAAUGCUCUUCCUGACAGUUAUAGUAACAUGAAGAAAUAUGCAUUUGGAGUAUUAUCUAUCUUUGGAUCAACUUACCUGUGCGAGCAGAUAUUCUCAAACAUGAACUACAUAAAAUCCAAAUACCGCACCCGCCUUACAGAUGAGAGCUUGCAGUCCUGCGUCAAGAUUAAAGUUACAUCUUACAUGCCGGAUGUUGAGAAGCUGUCCAGUGAUGUCCGAAAACAGAAGUCACAUUAAACGGGUCCGAGGAUGGCUGUGCAUCAAAAGAGAAGAGGAUGAUGCUGCAUUUUACCCUUGCACUGACUUACUUAGCAUUUUCAUAAAACUAUAGAGAAGAGGACUAUGCACAGAAAUCGAACUGAAUUAUUUUUGUCACGGGCAUGACUGAGCUGCUUUUAUGUUUUACUGAGUUUUAUACUGUUUUAAUGCAUGUUUUAUGCAUGGUUUAAAUACGUUUCCAGUUAAUUUCAAAAGGCUGCUGUUUUAUUGCACUCUGUCUAUUGGCCAGAUAAGGGGGGAAAGAGAAGAUAAUUGUAUUGUAUUGUAUUAUUGAGGAUUGAAGAGGACUGCA